CCAACAACAGAAUCAUUUACUACUGAUGCACCAACUACAGAGGCAUCGACAACUGAAGUACAAACAACCGAAUCAUCUACGACUGAUGACCCAACUACAGCAGCAUCAACUACUGAAAUACAAACAACAGAACCAUCCACUACCGACGCACCAACAACAGAAUCAUCUACUACUAAUGCACCAACAACCGAAUCAUCUACUACUGAUAUACUAACUACUGAUGCAUCGACAACUGAAGUACCAACAACCGAAUCUUCUACGACUGAUAAACCGACUACAGCAGCAUCAACUACUGAAGUACAAACAACAGAACCAUCCACUACCGACGCACUAACAACAGAAUCAUCUACUACUGAUGCACCUACAACCGAAUCAUCUACUACUGAUGCACCUACUACUGAGUCAUCUACUACUGAUGCACCAACAACAGAAUCAUCUACUACUGAUGCGCCGACAACCGAAUCAUCUACUACUGAUGCACCAACAACCAAAUCAUCUACUACUGAUAUACUAACUACAGAAUCAUCUACUACUAAUGCACCAACUACAGAGGCUUCGACAACUGAAGUACCAACAACCAAAUCUUCUACAACUGAUAAACCGACUACAGCAGCAUCAACUACUGAAGUACAAACAACAGAACCAUCCACUACCGACACAUUAACAACAGAAUCAUCUACUACUGAUGCACCUACAACCGAAUCAUCUACUACUGAUGUACCUACUACUGAGUCAUCUACUACUGAUGCACCAACAACAGAAUCAUCUACUACUGAUGCACCAACUACAGAGGCAUCGACAACUGAAGUACCAACAACCGAAUCUUCUACGACUGAUGAAACAACUACAGCAGCAUCAACUACUGAAAUACAAACAACAGAACCAUCCACUACUGACGCACCAACAACAGAAUCAUCUACUACUGAUGCACCAACCACCGAAUCAUCUACCACCGAUGUACCAACUACAGAGGCAUCGACAACUGAAGUACCAACAACAGAAUCUUCUACGACUGAUAAACCGACUACAGCAGCAUCAACUACUGAAGUACAAACAACAGAACAAUCCACUACCAACGCACCAACAACAGAAUCAUCUACUACUGAUGCACCUACAACCGAAUCAUCUACUACUGAUGUACCUACUACUGAGUCAUCUACUACUGAUGCACCAACAACAGAACCAUCUACUACUGAUGCACCAACUACAGAGGCAUCGACAACUGAAGUACCAACAACCGAAUCUUCUACGACUGAUGAACCAAAUACAGCAGCAUCAACUACUGAAAUACAAACAACAGAACCAUCCACUACCGACGCACCAACA
Messenger RNA from Anneissia japonica, 1326 nucleotides. Its product is annotated as flocculation protein FLO11-like. Lineage: Eukaryota; Metazoa; Echinodermata; Crinoidea; Comatulida; Comatulidae. The annotation marks the transcript as partial. The transcript has a single exon. The record is from RefSeq and is a predicted model, not a curated record.